GACCAUUCAUUGGUACUGCGACGGUCCUGAGCCCACCCAAGAAGCGAUAAGAUACGACGAGCGAGUUCACAAACAGAUGGAUGACGCAAAGAGGAGAGCUUUGAUCAAGUCCCAAGCCGUCAAGAAGAGGGAAUCCGGCGAGGAGGUUCCUAAGGCGUCAGCUUCAGUCCCUAAAAGGAAACUGACGACAAAAUCCGACCGUCCCUUUAAGCAACCAAAGGUCUCUCUUGAACUUGUGGUUGGCUUAAUGGCUGAGGGUAACAAGGCCGUCACCCCAGCGAAGCAGGGGAAGGGUAAGGGAUUGAUGACGAUCCCAGACGGUAAGCAAGAGAGACCUCCUUCCCUUCUCCGUGAUGACUCCAAGUAUGCAUUGGAGAAGCUGUCGUCCAUCAUCACGGCAGAAGACUAUGAAGACCUGGGAAACCAUUCGACGGAGGCCAUGGGGGAGACGGGCCUCUUCGCCGUCGCUCAGUCCUUGGUCAUGAUGAAGGGACUACUUGACCGGUGUCUCAACCGUGAGAGUACCUUGGACCGGGUGCGCGCGAAGGCGCAGCAGACGGAGGAAGAGCUCGGACAACUUCAGAGAUGGAGGUCCAAGAUGGAGAAGAAGCUGGAGCUUUCUGAGCAGGCGAGGAAGGAGCUGGAGGAGAAGACGGCCACUUCGCUGACGGUCAUAGAGAAUAAAGAGGCUGAGAUCAAACAACUCAGAGAAGAGCUCCGUCAGGCUAAAGUGGCAGCCGUCGAGGAGUACCGAUGCUCGGAGUCCUACUUGUUAUCUUGUGUUGAUUGA
Molecule: messenger RNA, 790 nt
Organism: Quercus robur (English oak)
Lineage: Eukaryota; Viridiplantae; Streptophyta; Magnoliopsida; Fagales; Fagaceae
Exons: 4
Coding region: 77-790 (237 amino acids)
Source: RefSeq, a predicted model, not a curated record